Molecule: messenger RNA, 1865 nt
Organism: Mya arenaria
Lineage: Eukaryota; Metazoa; Mollusca; Bivalvia; Myida; Myidae
Product: melanocortin receptor 5-like
Exons: 2
Coding region: 597-1808 (403 amino acids)
Biological process (GO): G protein-coupled receptor signaling pathway
Cellular component (GO): membrane
Molecular function (GO): G protein-coupled receptor activity
Source: RefSeq, a predicted model, not a curated record
AAUUUGUAUUGCAGCAAACAUAAAAAUAUAUGAUUGCAGAAGAUACAUGCUAUAUUCAUUUAACAGAAAACAGUUAAUGGUGUUGGAUACAUUUGACUGAGGACAGAAUACCACCGAUUAGAGAAAACUACCGUCUGGAAUUCUGAGCGUUAGCGGAAUACAGGACUAGCCAUGCUAUGAAAGUUCAAUACAAUAUAAAGGAAUCAAUAGAAACUCUUUGAAGAAAGAUCAAGUAACGUAAGGAAUUUGAAAAGAAAAUCGACAGUAGAAAUACAAAGGAUAAAGUGACAGUAAAAGUACAAAGGAUACAGUAGAAAACGUGAGGGAAGAAAUAAGAAAUAGAAAGUGGCAGUGUAAAUCAGACGGAUAAAGUGACAUUAAAAUGAGAAGUAUAAGACGAAAACACACUUCAACGCAAAAACAGGAUUACAAACGAGCGACUUUUUGAUAUAAACUAUAUUAAAUGAAACAAAUUCCAAUAAUGACUGAUGCAAAGUAUUAACAGUAGUAUGAUAAAUAGAUAUAGGAACGUAGCGCAAAAUCGAUAAGCGUAAUCAGCACUAAAAGCAGUUUAGCAAUUAAACGAAGAAAGAAACAUGUACAAUAUAACAACUGCAAUAAUCCCCUUGGUGACUUUGACCAUUAUGGAACACGUAACAGGGAACCAUGGUAACACGACGGCUAAAGACAGUGGUGCAUAUCAAUGGUUUACGGACCCCACGGAUGUUAUUAAGCUUUUAUUGAUAGUAAUCGGAUUUUUAGCAAAUGUUUUUUCAAUAAUGGCUACUUUAAACGUUCCUCGCGAGCGAUGGUCACCGUAUAACACCCUGAUCAUUAACUUGUGUGUGUCUGAUAUCAUCGUGAUACUCUCCUGUGUGUUUAAUGAUAUUCUCACGCUUAAACAUCGCCAUCACCCUUGCACGCCUGUUCUCAGAAAAAUGUUCCUUAAUGUCGCGCUGACAUCAACAUUAUUCAACCUUGUUUUGAUGGCUGUAGACCAUUACGUCGCUAUUAUGCAGGCCUUAUAUUACGAGCGCAUUUUCUCCAAGCAAAAAGUGAAAAUCAUUAUUGCAGCUUUAUGGACGACAAGCAUGUUCUGCGGAGUGUUGGAUUUAUUUGUAAGUAUAUCAAGCUUUCGGGCAGAAGAAGCAACAUUUUGUGGUCAUGUUAAUACUGUGAAUAGAACAACAUUUAACUACGAACUUGUCAUUGUCAUAUUUAUUUUCAUCGUUCUAGUCGGACUUUUGAUCAUCUACACACGGAUCUACUACCAAGUAAGGAAACUAGUUCGGGAUGACCGCCAUAAUCGGUUAGAAAGUUCCCAUUCCAUGAAAGCCAUUGUCACAACAUUCCUUAUAAUUGGGACAUUUUCACUUUGUUGGUGCCCAAUAGGAUUAUACCAUACCGUAUUGUACAUAUUGAGACCCGACUAUUCCAAAAUGACUGAAGCUACCAUCGACCGACUGCUCCUAGUUAACUCCAUUUUGUUCCUGUUCCUCAUAUUAAACACAAUAUGCGAUCCUGUUAUUUACGCCGUGAGAAGAUCAGAAGUGCAGCAAGGCUAUAUUCGAGUAUACAACAAACUUCUACGAAAAAGGAGGAGGUCUUCGUUUUAUGAGAACGAAAUGCACUCAUAUUUUAGGCGCAGAAACAAUUCGCUGGAUACGGAAAAGGCUGACUUUACGAUUGUUACAAGACUGAGUAUCUCCGACAAGACAAACUUAACAUGUGCUUCACAUGGCACGUCGCCUAAUGACAGCAGUGUACACUCUACUGGGUUUGAUAGGGGCAUUUUUAAAAAUCGUUAACAGAUGCAAUACAUAUUUUUUAUCUGUAAUAACAAUCAAUGUUUACUUAUUGAAAGU